Trypanosoma grayi is the source of this 321-nucleotide messenger RNA. Its product is annotated as succinate dehydrogenase cytochrome B subunit. The transcript has a single exon. Bases 1 to 321 code for a protein of 106 amino acids. The record is from RefSeq and is a predicted model, not a curated record. Lineage: Eukaryota; Euglenozoa; Kinetoplastea; Trypanosomatida; Trypanosomatidae.
AUGGUGCGCGCGGCGACUGUAAAGCGUCCCCUGUGGUUGUACCUCGUCCCGUCAACAUAUACCAGCCGUAUGCACCGUCUGGCGUACCAUGCGCCUAUGCUCAUGUUCGGUGUGGCGACGACUGCGAUCGUAAUGCGACAGUCGUACUACCGCAGCUCACUCUCGGAUGAAGAUGAGAACACGUUCGACCGCAUCGACCGCCGCGCGUAUGUGGCGCUCCCCGACGGGCGUAUGGCAUUGGUGUACCCCAUUAUUGACACCCAGGUGACGCCCACACGCGUUGUCUUGUCGUUCCUGGAUGCCAUCAACCCCAUGCCGUGA